AUGACGAUAUUCCAAAAACUUCAAGUACUUCGCUUCAGGUUACCCUACUUUUCGUGUCCAUCGAAAAGUCAACGACUCGCUGAAGCUGAAGGACGCAUCUUCUCUGCACUUGGUAUUCGAUAUUUGGCUAGACUUAUUCAGAUUCCGUUCAAAAACACUGAAAUCAGUACUGUAACUGUCAAUUGUGAACAACCAUCUCCAAAAACUGCAUAUCCAAUUGUCUUGGUUCAUGGAUUCGGAGCAGGAGUUGCACUGUGGGGAUCUGCUAUCAAACGUCUUGCACAAUUCCAGACAGUUCAUGCUUUCGAUUUACCAGGAUUCGGUCGUUCCUCUCGUCCAAAAUUCUCAACUGAUCCCGAGACUGCCGAGACGGAAAUGAUUGAUUCAAUUGAGCAAUGGAGGGACAAAAUGAAUUUGGAGAAGAUGAAUCUAGUUGGUCACUCGUUCGGAGGAUAUCUUGCCACGUCAUAUGCUCUCAAGUAUCCAGGAAGAGUCGAAAAUCUCGUACUAGCCGAUCCAUGGGGCUUCAAUGAAAUGGAUCCGGAAAUAAUGCCCAAACUAACAAGUCGACAGAAGAGCAUCUUCUGGGUCGUUCAACAAUUCAAUCCAUUGGCCGUUUUACGACUUGUGGGAGGAUAUGGACCAACUCUUAUGAAACGUCUUCGACCUGAUCUCGCAUUGAAAUAUUCUGAAGAUGUUUACGAUUACAUUUAUUUGGCGAAUUCGAAGAAUCCAACUGGAGAAGUCGUUUUCAAGUGUUUGUCGGAGAAUCUUGGAUGGGCGAAACAGCCAAUGAGUAAAAGAUUCCAUGCGUUAGACAACACAGUUCCUGUCACCUUCAUUCACGGAGAACGCAGUUGGAUUGAUUGGAAAAUGACAAGAACAAUGUUUGGAGAGUUGGAUCAUGUGGAGUCUCAUGUAAUGGAAAGUGCUGGACACCACGUUUACGCAGAUGACGCCGACAAAUUCGCGGAGCUCGUGAUUGGAUCCCUGAAAGAAGGAAAAACGAAGAAGGGUCCAACUGUAAUAAUUGCCGAAGACGACGUCGUGACUCCACUUUGA
This is a messenger RNA of Caenorhabditis remanei, 1062 nucleotides long. RefSeq lists its product as uncharacterized. The coding region runs from base 1 to 1062 and encodes 353 amino acids. Gene Ontology annotation, cellular component: lipid droplet. The record is from RefSeq and is a predicted model, not a curated record. The transcript is spliced from 5 exons. NCBI's taxonomy places the organism in Eukaryota, Metazoa, Nematoda, Chromadorea, Rhabditida, Rhabditidae.